AUGUUUGAGCAAAACAUCUGUGCAAAGACUCGGAGCCACGGACUCGGAGGCACGGACUCAGAGGCACAGACUCAGAGGCACAGACUCAGAGGCACAGACUCAGAGCCACAGACUCAGAGCCACAGACUCAGAGGCACAGACUCGGAGGCACAGACUCGGAGGCACGGACUCGGAGACACGGACUCGGAGGCACAGACUCGGAGGCACAGACUCGGAGGCACAGACUCAGGCACAGACUCAGGCACAGACUCGGAGACACAGACUCGGAGACACAGACUCGGAGGCACAGACUCAGGCACAGACUCAGAGGCACAGACUCAGAGGCACAGACUCGGAGGCACAGACUCGGAGACACAGACUCGGAGACACAGACUCGGAGGCACAGACUCGGAGACACAGACUCGGAGGCACAGACUCAGGCACAGACUCAGAGGCACAGACUCGGAGGCACAGACUUGUAGGUACAGACUCGGAGCCACAGACUCAGGCACAGACUCAGAGGCACAGACUCAGGCACAGACUCAGAGGCACAGACUCAGAGGCACAGACUCAGAGUCAGAGGUACAGACUCAGAGGCACAGACUCAGAGGCACAGACUCAGGCACAGACUCAGAGGCACAGACUCCAUAA
This is a messenger RNA of Knipowitschia caucasica, 630 nucleotides long. NCBI's taxonomy places the organism in Eukaryota, Metazoa, Chordata, Actinopteri, Gobiiformes, Gobiidae. The record is from the annotation of a GenBank genome assembly.